Messenger RNA from Porites evermanni, 1379 nucleotides. The record is from the annotation of a GenBank genome assembly. Lineage: Eukaryota; Metazoa; Cnidaria; Anthozoa; Scleractinia; Poritidae.
AUGGUUUUCGCUAUAGUUUUCUUCUUCAGUGCAUUGCUUGGCGGAGUAGUCGGUGGUAUCCUCACAAUACUGACUUUGAAGAUUUUAGAGGCCGGGCCGAGAGAGCAGACAAGAGUUGAAGUUGACAACGGACGACAAACAGGAGAAGGACGAAUAGGUAUUGGGAUUCAGGAAUCUACAAAACUGGAACAAGAACAUGAUGAGAGGUGUUGCUAAUAAUGGUUAGCUCUUUACUUAUCUAUUUAUAUAUUUUUUGAUUUAUUUUCAUUAAGUUCUGGCGAAAAUCGUAGUUCAGGUAGGACGGGGCAGUGUGGGUCAGAAGGGAAAGCGGGAACUUGCUCAUUUGAUAAAAGCAGCUUUAUAUAUUCCUUAGUGUCGAGUUAAACGAACAUAAGAGUGAUAUCAGUUUUAUUAUCAAGGACCCACCAGAGUUUAGAUUUACAAUGUUCUUAAGUUUUUAUCGCACGUAGGAGUCCUUGUUCCUUCAACUGUAAGAAGCUGAUUUAUAGUUAUAAUGCACAGUAGACCAUGCCUACGUUAUUGCGACAGACGUUCUUUUUGCACAUGUUUUUGCCCAAACAAAAAAAAAACGUUAAGUUAUUUUCUUAUCUAAGAACCUCGUCAAAAAGACCAGGUUUUUUCUUUGUAACCUGAGAUCAGGCCCAAUUUGAGCGGUUCUCAUACAUUCUCUCUAACGGCUACCGCUGAAAUUGUAACAUUGUUGAUUACAUAAGCGGACUUUUACUGUAUGAAAAAUUCCUUGAUACCUAGUAUAAUGCCUUAAUUUUCAAAAAUUAACGGCGCAGAGUUGGUUAUUCUUGACUACGAGAUAUUUCCUUACAACCCUCCGCGCCAUCGUAGAAAGUAGAAUGCGAUCAUGCGCAAUGUUUAUUAGCAUGAUUAGUGGUAUUAGAAUCCCCCGAAGGGCUCUUUACAUGUUAAAUAGUCCGUGACAUCGUUGCGAAGCGAACCGAGAACCAACGAUAUUUUAUCCUUGGUAUUUUGAGAACAGGCCUCUGGAGCAUAAGUGACCAUUUAAGACACAAUGUGAUUUCUUUAAACCUACUUGUGCAAACGUUGUGGAGAUUGCUUAGGUACAGGCGCUAAGAUUUAUCUAAAUCUUGAAUCAUGGCCAAUUGAAGUGGCUGGAAAACUUGACUGUUUAGAGGCUAAUGCAUAUUUGGUAACAGUAAUUUUUGUUUUGUUUUUCGGCCUUCAUAGAGGCAAGUUGUAUGUCCUAGGUAUCAGCGAACAUCAUUUUUAAAAGCUAUACAAAAAAUGAGUAUCGGUUCUAAUACCAAUAAGUUUCAUUUGUUUUUAUUUGGUUCUACAGCAGUGCCAUCAGUUCCAAGGAGGAUCCCACAAGCUUCAAUUCAUAA